AUGAGUUCUCCGGGAAAGAACUACCACAGUGAUGGCGACUCCCUUGCCGGAGCAGGAAGUCGGCCCAACAGCCCAGAGCUGGAUCGGCCUUGUCUUCCAGCAACUCUUCCAUCUCGAAACUUGACACCUCGUGGCUUGCGUUUUGACAAUCUAGACGACGCCCUGCGAAACAUCACAGGCCGCAGCGCGUCAAGCACGACGUCCCGAAAACCCUCCUCAACCAUUGACUCCAGUGCCUCUGAAGACAUCCCGCUGCAGCUAUUGGGCACCUUCCACAGCACUGGUGUCAAGUCAGACACGAUGCUCCAGGGAAUCAAGGCAUCUCCUCCGGCACACCUGUCCGGCCGAUCUUUGACACACACUCUAACAGCGCAUGAGGAAAAGUGCUUAAAUGUAAAUGGCUCUCGUCUGGGCCUCUCCUCUCCUGAUUGUUCGCUCCUCACUUCAGGAAGCGACAAUGCCAGAACUGAGAGUCUCGUGCCAUCCGAUGCCACCGGCAACACAGUUGACCGUAUCUAUGCACAAUACCAGUUUGGCUCGCCAGAAAUUCCAAAUUCCCCCUUCGAUUCCAAGACAGACCGCACCGCUGCUCGACAGAAUCUUUCGAGUCCGAAUGAACGCAACCCAGCUGAGCAGACAGUCAGCGACAACCAGCCUGAUAUCACCGACCAAGCUCUCCAACAGCCCGAGACUGAGCCAAACACUGGGGGACAAGUCAAGGCAGACUCCCCCAAUCUAGGCCCAGCAACACCUACACCCCCUGAGAAACCUAGGAGUGAGCUUCUUUUCGCCCUGACGGGCAGAUAUACACCCAAUCCCCCGGCAUCGCCGCCGGGACGAAGAGAUAUCCCCCCCUGGUUCCGCCCAGAGCUCUUCAAAACCGACGGACAGGCACAAGGCGAAGAUGGUUUCAAAGAGAAGUCUCUAGAGCAGAAUACGAGCGCCUUUCCCGUGCCUUUGAGGGUCCAGUCGAUUCGGGCACGGGGCUGUGGAACGGAUCGAGCUAGCGGACAGGCACACUCCAACGGAGAGUUCACGAGCGAUUCAGACGAUGAUCCGUUCAAGUAUGACAAGCAGUCAUAUACCGUCUUUCUCAAGCCGUCGAAGGAGCGAGAGGUCAGCGCAGCUCUCUGUCGAGUCAGUGGGAUCAGUCGACACAGCCAAGGCACUCUGUGCAGCCCUGACGGGAGUCCACUCAAGUCAUCAUCACCUCCCCCCCUUCCGUGUCUCGACACAGCUUUACUACGCCUGAAUAAGUCACCGACCAGACCUUCACAUUUCACUAAAAAUGAGCAGACCGAUUUCUUUGAGGCAUCCGCUCUCUCGUCGCCUCUGCGACGGCGAAGUAAUCCCAAUGUUGUGAAAAUUACACUCAACAAACCAUCCGCGCCACCGAUCGAGAAUCCUCACGCGCUGAACGAAAAGAACCUCGGGCUUAGUGGAUUUCAGACACCGCAAGAGUUUCGCCAAGUGAGUGAAGUAGAUGAGUGGGAGACAGUAGUCACAGAUGGCCGCGAGCCUGGUGGCCAGAAAAUGGCAUUGCCAUCAGGAAGCCUCCCAAGUCGGGGCCCAUUCAAGCCUACGGGAAGCAGCAUUGCAGAUGUUUCCGACACGGCAAGCUGGUCGCAGGAACCGGCCGAUGAAUAUGGAUCAACUGAUCGCAUUCUUCAGCAUCCCACGAACGAUGGGGACGCUCCGCGGUUCAAGUUGCGUCAUCUGAAGGGCUCUCAGAUCCCGAUAUUCGUGGCCAAGCAGCGUGUGCAUAGAGUAAAUGGCAUGGCUCAGGACUCGGGCCGUUUGUUCACUGGCAGCUCUGUUCAAACAAGCAUGCAUACAAGUACAUCCAAUGGACUGAGUGGGAAGCUGACCGACUCGCUUCAAAACCUUCACACGAGAAACAAGCAACGCCUGGCAUCGUUUCGAAACCAGAGGCCACAAGUCGAUGUCGAACAGGGCCGCGAGAAAUCGGUGCAGAGUCACGCGGCUCAGCAACCGCUCACGCCAAUCGCACAGCCAUCUCCUUAUAGCGAGGACUCGACUGCCUAUGAGAUGGAUCGUUCCAACUCCCGUCACUCUUCUCUGUCGACCAUAUCAGAUCAAUCUCAUGGUUUCGCCUUCAAUUUGAUCUCACUUCCAGAAGCUGCAAGACUGCAAGCAGUACGUCGAGCAAGCGGACAAGAGGACGAAUCUCACAUUGACCUGCGACGAGUUCUUGGAACGCCCACACGCUUCUCAAAGUCUGUUCACUUUGAUGGACAACGCUCCGAUCAGGACUACUUGCCCAGGCUCCCACACUCUGUUCAUUACCAACAACGACUUGAUCCGAUUCUGAGUUCACGGGCUUCUCAAGACCUGAACUAUCACUCACAAGACGAUUAUCUGGCAGGCGACAUUUCGACUUUGUCUUCCAUGGCUUCGUCGGCCCCUUCACGUUCUUACCCGUACAUGCAGACAUUCGACGGCAACAUGGAGCCCAGGCGCCGAAUCUUCGAUCAUCCCUCGCGGCUGAUUCCGCUGGAGGAGCGCCGUCACCUCCAGAAUCUCGACCCGGAGCUGCGUGCUAUCGCUAUGAGAGGAGGCUUCUUUGGCAACAUUCCGGUCGAUCUUGACGCUUUUCUCUCCGAGGAGACCAUCGCACGACGUCGAGUCUGGUUCAUCUUCGUGGCCUUACUCUCGAUCUUCCCGUUCUUCUCCCUCCUGGCCUGGAUGGGCAAGUUUGAUGAGGGUCUCUCCUGGUACACUGAAGGCGAGGUCCACCGGCUCAGCCAGCCUCAACAGCGGAUUCUAACCGGCAUUUUGAUCGCUCACUGCAUCAUUCUGCCAGCUCUCUCGGUCUUCCUGGUUGUGUAUUUCGCUCUCCCCGCUCUGCGGGCCUGA
Messenger RNA from Thyridium curvatum, 2877 nucleotides. RefSeq lists its product as uncharacterized. The transcript has 2 exons. Bases 1 to 2877 code for a protein of 958 amino acids. The record is from RefSeq and is a predicted model, not a curated record. Lineage: Eukaryota; Fungi; Ascomycota; Sordariomycetes; Thyridiales; Thyridiaceae.